Symbiodinium necroappetens is the source of this 1401-nucleotide messenger RNA. The record is from the annotation of a GenBank genome assembly. NCBI's taxonomy places the organism in Eukaryota, Dinophyceae, Suessiales, Symbiodiniaceae.
AUGGCCACAGAAGACAUAGAGGGUGUCGAGGAGGCACUCUGUGAGGUGCCGUGGGAACCUGAGUCCCCGCCGCAGGCGCCUGCCCUCAGCUUCCGGGCUCGCAAGUGGCUUGGGCUUGGUUUCACAGCGGUGGCAACCAUUGGCCUCUUGUGGGUUGCGGUGUUUCGAGCAGGGCCGGUACAAGACAGCGCUGUCCUGCCCAAAGUUUCGGAGACCUCCUUGGAAGUUGCCAACAAGAUGGGAGUUCAGGAACUCCUUGAGCUCUUUGACCUGGACGGCUUGACUUCCGAGUUGCAAAGUUCCAAUAACAGCUUUGUGAAAGAGAUCUUCGACAUCAAGCGACACCUUCAGGACAUGACGCAGAACCCCCUAGCCUUGCCCAUCGCUACUUGCACAGUUGACGUUUACCUCGUUGCAUCCUUCAUCGGGAUCAUUGGUAACGUUGUCAACGGGGCAGUCAAGGCUUGCGAGCGUAAGGACACCUAUCGAAACUUUGUGACUGCAGACCGCUUCGUGGACUUGCUGAAGAUUGACUUCCUGGACGAGCGUAAAAGGCAGGCGCUCAAAAAGUUGCUGGACCAAGGUUGCAGAAUCGGGAUCGAGACCAGCUUUGCCCUUUUCAGUUUCACGGCGGCCUUCCUAGCGCGUGCGGCUUCAGACUGUGCAACGUCCAUGAAGCUGCCACCAAAUCCGACGGCUCAAUGCGCAGCUUCAUUGAGCCUGGUGGGUUCUGGCAUCUCCUAUUUGGCCGCCGGGGCAGAGAUUGCUGACGCCACAUGCCCCCCCUAUCCGAACUUGAGGGACAAAAGAGUGUCAAAGGACUUGGUGGAUGUGAGUGCCCUUGACAUUGUUGGUGGAGUUGCGAGGCGACUCGGCGUUAACACAAUUGACAAUCCUGUGGCAGAGGCGAAGCUGGACGAUGCACGUCAAAUUGUUCUUUCUCGCCUUCCUUCGCUCGGAAAGCUUGGUGGCUUCAUCGUGAACAACAAGGAAUGGUUGAAGAUCAGACGAGAGAAGCGCAAGGCGAAAUCUCGCAAGGAGAAGGAGAUUAAGUGCGGCUUCGACAUUGCCGGGCUGGUGGGCUUUGCGGCAGCGGUCGGUGUUUUCAUUACCGCUGGAACCGUUGAAUGUCCCCUUGCCUCUGGUGAGACAGCUGCAGCCGAAAAUUUCAAAAUGGGCUGCAGCCUGGACAUCUCAGCCGUGGUUGCAGCCUUGACAACGAUUGGUGGUUUCGUUGGUAUCCUUGCAGUCGAGUGCCCGGAGGAUCCUAAGAAUGCAGCUGCCAAGCUUUGCUCCACCGGAGCCUUGAACAUCGUCUCAUCGAUGGGAUUCCUGUCGGGUGCCUUCUCAGACAUUUCCCGAUCAUGCCCCGCAGCAUUGCAGGAAAUCCAGGAUGCAUAG